Molecule: messenger RNA, 739 nt
Organism: Lathyrus oleraceus (garden pea)
Lineage: Eukaryota; Viridiplantae; Streptophyta; Magnoliopsida; Fabales; Fabaceae
Product: organ-specific protein P4-like
Exons: 2
Coding region: 71-409 (112 amino acids)
Source: RefSeq, a predicted model, not a curated record
UGGGCCCAUUGUGGCCUAUAAAAGAGAUAGUCAGAGGGUGAAAAUCUUAGCCAACAAAAUAACAAAUCUAAUGAAAAGUCCACAUCUUAUAAAAGAAAUGAAGUCCAUCUUUGCUUUCUUCAUUCUAUUUUAUCUCUUUCUGGUUGCUGACCUCUCUUAUGCAAGUAAAGACUUGGGAGAUUAUUGGAAGAAUAUGAUGAAUGAUGAACCUAUGCCUGAAGCAAUCAAAGAACUUGUUCAAAAUCCAGAGGUAACAGAUGCUGGGAAAAAUAAUAACUUCAUUCUAGACUUUGAUGUAAGGCCUAAUGUCAUAUUGUAUCACACACAUGUUGAGUCUAAGAAACAACAUAUCUUGGUGAAAAACUCUGAACAAGAAGAGUUCCAUGGAGUUACAGAAAAACAUGGUUGAACCUAUAGAUAUAGAUGAUGUGUAUCUAAUAUAUUUUGUGAUAGAUGUGUUUUUGUUGAUGGUAUUGACCUUUUUUAUAUAUAAAAUCUAUAGAUGUAUUUUUAUGGUUAUGCUGUUUUUUGCUGCAUCUAUUUUUGGGUCUGAGAAUUUUUAUUAUAAUGAAUAGAUAUGAUGUAUCUAGUUUGGAUUGCUUUUCAUACAUUUGUAAUUAGUACUAGAUGCUUUUGCUCCCCAGAUUUCAUCUGUGUAGGAUGCACAAAAAGUCAAUAAGAUAUAUUUGAUGAACCUUGAAUGGUAGUAUUUGAUUAAUUUGAAAACACUUUAUCUUUA